This is a messenger RNA of Nematolebias whitei (Rio pearlfish), 2361 nucleotides long. RefSeq names its product BRO1 domain and CAAX motif containing (gene brox). Bases 92 to 1324 code for a protein of 410 amino acids. Lineage: Eukaryota; Metazoa; Chordata; Actinopteri; Cyprinodontiformes; Rivulidae. The record is from RefSeq and is a predicted model, not a curated record. The transcript has 13 exons.
CCGGAAGUCAGUUGUCGACGGACUUUUCAGACUAACAAAUCUCUGAUCUUCAGCACCGCACCUUUAGCUGUGUCCAGACCAGACCCACACGAUGGCUCACUGGUUCCACAGAAACCCACUAAAGGCCACAUCGCCGGUGUCCUUUAACUUCUAUGGAGUGGCAGGAAGCCCCGCUGCCAACAAGAUCUGCAAUGACCUGAGGACGACCCGAGCCAGGCUGCUGGACAUGUUCACUGACGCCACCUGCAGCCCAGACACAGUGAAGAGUGCUACAGAUGCAUACUUCUCUCUGCUGCAAGGCUUCAUUGUCUCUCUGGAUGGAACUACACAAGAAAACAAGAUGAGGUUCAUCCAGAACUUUAAGUGGACCGACACCUUACAAGGAAACAUACCAAGUGCCCAGCAGGAUGCAGUCUUUGAACUGGCUUCUAUGGCCUUCAAUGUGGCCAUCUGGUACACCAAGUUUGCCUCAAGACUAGCUGGGAAGGAAAAUAUAACAGAGCCUGAAGCCAAAGACGUUCACAGGAGUUUGAAAGUUGCAGCUGGAAUAUUCAAAACUCUGAAGGAGGUCCACAUUCCUCGCCUCAUCACCCCGGCAGAAAAGGGCAGAGACCUGGAGCCCCGUGUGAUGGACGCAUACAUCAUCCAGUGUCAAGCUGAGGCUCAAGAAGUGACAAUUGCCAGAGCCAUCGAACUGAAGCACAAUGCCUCACUAAUCGCAGCUUUGGCCUUUGAGACGGCAAACUUCUAUCUAAGAGCUGACCACACACUGAACACGUUGGAGCCGGAGUGCAGCAGCAAGUGGAAGAAGUAUCUCCAACUGAAGCAGCAUUUCUACAUGGCUUAUGCGUACUGUUACCACGGCCAGACGCUGCUGGCCACUGAUAAGUGUGGUGAGGCUAUAAGAUCCCUGCAGGAAGCAGAAAAAUGUUACUCCCGGGCCGAGGCGCUGUGUAAAGAGUAUCGUCAGACCAGAGGCCCGGGAACCACGGCCAAACCGUCUGAGCAGCUGUUCUUCCUCAAACUGGGCAACCUCAUCAAGAACUCUCUGGAGAAGUGCCAGAGAGAGAACGGCUUUAUCUACUUCCAUAAAGUCCCAGCUGAGGCCCCCCAGCUGGAGCUGAAGGCCAGCUAUGGCCUGGCUGAGCCGGUCCCCUUCGAGCUGCCGCCUGUCAGUGAGCAGUGCACUGCUGAAGUUUACGCCACAUUCAAUCUGACCAAGGGAGCCAAAAAUGACAAGGCCAAGCCCAAGGACGAGGAGGUGAAGCCGGUGAAGGAACCAGAUCUGAAGCCUCAGAAAGACACCGGCUGUGUCGUCUCCUAAACAUUCCACUCAUCACCUUCUCAGCCUCAUCACGUUUAGUGACAAUCUGUUGUUUUUUUUCAGUUUCUGUCCAUGAUAUGUAUUUUUUCUACAUUCAUGCUGAAAGAUGGACGUUGUAUUUGGAUAAGAUCCAUUAUUCUGAAACUAAAAGUCUGUCUCGUGUGAAAUCUGCCUCUGGUAGAGCAUUAGGCAACCUCCAAAUCCCUCCUGUUUUGGUGGACAUUGUGCAACAUUACUGUUUAUGAUUAAAAUCUACAGUAAGUUUACAGAAUUUCUGUCUACCAGGUUUUGUGACCUGAACAAGUUUUAGGCAAACGUUGUUGCAUUGUGAUUUCUUUCAAUAAAUGACAUUUCUGCUGACAGAGCACGUAUCAGGUGCCUUUGGCUUCAGAGCAGUCUGUAUUUAACUUUACACUUGAUUAAACAUGACUCAUGUGAGUAAAACUGGCCCAUAGGACAAGCUGGAGGUAAACUCAUAAUUUGGAUCUAUAAGGCAGUAUUUUUAUAUUUACACUACUAAAUCAGAUUUAAUAUGAAUUAUCCAGAAUGAGCAGAUGAAGGAAACUGCAUUAAUACAAUCAGCCUGUAUGUUCCCUUUCAAUUGAACAUAAGAUUUGGUUACAUUUGGAUCAAGAUUUUUACUUUUCGAACACCAUGAAAUGAUUUGAAAUGCAAAUCUACAAUGGACAGACUUCCACUGGACUGUUUUUAUCACCACUGAGUUCAGUUUGUUUUAGCCGUUUACAAUCGAUACUUUGUUCUUUUUGUACUUUAUAUGCCCGUACUGUUUUCUACUUUUACUCAUCAUGUUGUGGAAUAUUGCUGAAUUACUCUUUAACACAAAGGUUGUGUAGCUGGAAAAAUUAAUUUAUUACUGUCAUGAUAUGACAGCAGACAACUUAAUGCACUUAGGACAGUUUAAAGUGCUGUUUCAUCAAAUCAUUUGUUUCUACAGACGCAUAUUGCUGCCACAAUUUUUUAUUUUUUAUCAUACUUUGCUGUGAAAAGUACAACAUUGUUUUAGGGGUUGUUCAGAA